AUGUCAUUACCUAGUACUUACUCCCGGCUUGGUCCCGAAGGCAGAAAACUAUAUGCCCAGAUUCAUUCAUCUUCAGACCAGUAUAAUACCGCGGGCACUACGUUUCGAGUACCAGGUGCUCUCGAUUACUUAUUUGAUGAGAUUGUUCGUCCAAACGCCACAACGACACCAGCUAAAGUGUUAUCAUAUUUGGCUUACUACUAUCCUAAGAUCAAGAACCCAGAGAACGUUCGACUAUUGUCCGAAUGCUUUCUUUCGUGUCCUUUCUUUUUUGGUGAUCAGCGGGUGAUUCAGAUAUCAGAUACCUAUAAAGUCAUUGAUUGCUGUCGGUAUAUUAUGGAUCAAAAAUACCGGAUUUCAGAACCUACUGUGCCAUUUUACUCCUUUUACAGAUCAUUAUUCAAUGGAAUCUAUAAUGUUUACGAAUCCAACCCAUUCGAAGAAUCAUGGAAGGUGCAACCACUGAUACUGGGAUGUCUAUUAGCCAUCGAGUCUAGGAAUGAUUAUGACCCAUAUCCAGCAUAUACUGGUCUCAUCAAGGAGGUAGACGAACAGUUGCUGGGCUUAUUACAGCGAGCGUUGAUUGAUACUAGCCGGAACCCUUCUCUUGGUAUGGACGUGCGCUACUUAGAGUUGAGCUAUAUGGCAUUACUACAGGAGAAGAUUUCCAAUGGCACUUUCAAGAUCAUUUUGAAAAACCAACCAUUCCUUCCUAGUUUGAUAAUUGAUUUCAUCUUUAAUUCGCUGUAUGGAUUUCAAGGUGGAAUAUUGCUAGAAAAGAGCUGGUCAUUGUCACAGGCAACCGAGAAAGCUCCUGCUCUAAGGCACCUCAAUAGACUAUCGAAGUUAUAUUGCAAGCUCAUUUCGAUCCAUCCUCUUACUGUGGAUAACCUCAAUGGAAUCGAUCUUGCUUUGAACAACAUUCAAAAUUAUUCCAUAUCAUUGUUUGCGACGCUUGAGAAAAGAGACGACUUCAUACAUUCUGACAAAGAUUCCGACACUUGGAAGAUUCUAAAGCAAUGCUUCUUUUCUAUCGUGGUUAUGUUUGAAGGUAUAUGUACGAAGAUCUAUCAGAACGAGGAUACUUCGAGGAGCCCUAUUUACAGCCGCUUUUGCAGAAAGAUCCUGAAUUCAUUUUUUAGCAUUGGAUUUAUUAUCGAGAAGGUCGGGACAGGAGGUUUUGAGGAGUACAAUUUUGUUUAUGGCAUCUCAGCAAACUACUUGAAUCAAAACGAUGUGGGUGCGGUAGAAUUACUGGUAAAGGUGUGGCUUGACAAUCUUUCAUUGGACAAUUAUACUAUCAUCAGUUCCCCGUUUAAUCAGGCCAAACUUCUUUUCUGUCUAAACUUUGUGGAAGGCUAUCUCAAUAGCUUGACCGAGGAGACAAAAUCUAGCACAAUACUGCCAUUAGUGGAAAAACUGCUUAAGCAAGGCCCCAACCAGGAUGUGUUAGAAGGAGCUCAUUCAGUAAUGCUUAAGUAUUUCACCACCCUUGAUGCGCUGAGAUCAAUGGACUCACAGCAACAGAGGAGAAUAGAAAAGCUGUUACUAGAUUAUUUGGCCCUUUCAUUUGAGCAAUUUCCAUUCUGCCUCUCCUUGAACCAACUUGCCAUUAUUGUAGACACAUUGGCUAAUGCCGUUUUUCCAGGCUCGCUUAUUUAUUCGUGGGAUCACUCAAUCUGCCUUAAGCUUCAACAGGAAGUGUUCAGCCAAUGUGUUAAAUCCGCAAAUUUUGACAUUUCUCAGAAGAACCCUGAAGCUGUCAUCAAGCACAGGAGACCUGCGAUAACUAUGACACUGAUUCUCAUCUCACCUUUAUUUUUAACGGAGACGUUUGUUGCUUGGUUGGAAAGAAUCAAAACAAAACUCAUUGACCCUACGAUGGAUACCACAGAAAGAUUAUACCUCCUUGAUAAGCUAUGGGAUUCCAUUCUUAGUACCAACAAAUACUAUCCACAGAAGGGUGCAUUAGGCAUAGAGUGGUGGUAUAAUAGAAUCAAUACCGGUGAUCCGAAAUUAUAG
Messenger RNA from Brettanomyces nanus, 2022 nucleotides. RefSeq lists its product as uncharacterized. The coding region runs from base 1 to 2022 and encodes 673 amino acids. The record is from RefSeq and is a predicted model, not a curated record. The transcript has a single exon. NCBI's taxonomy places the organism in Eukaryota, Fungi, Ascomycota, Pichiomycetes, Pichiales, Pichiaceae.